AUGGCUCCUCCUCCGCCAAAUGCGAACCUCCCGCUCCAGGAGCGCUUCUUGGCUCUAGCCCAGACGCUUCAGUUCGCCUGGUUUGUCGGGCACCUGACUCUUAUCCUUACCACCUCCCGAUACGCCCUCUCAUGGCUAUUCAUGAACUACUACAGCCGCAUGGCACAGUUCUCAUACCGGACAUCGUUUGCCGCCGCCGCUCUGACUUAUGGAAUCGUUGUCUACAAGACGCAGCGAGCUCGUGCAAAGACCGGAACCAAAGCGCCUAAUGGUGCCCUCGGCCUCCUUGCUGACGAGAACGUCCAGUACCUGGCCAUGGCCCUCGUCUGGCUCUUCUCCCCCCAAUACCCCCUCGCUCUGCUCCCUUAUUCCGUCUACUCCAUCUUCCACGUGGCCACCUACUCUCGCGCCAACCUGAUCCCCGUCUUCAGCCCUCCUCCCGUUGCCGCCGAUGGCGUCUCUCGACCCAAGACCAGCAACCCGUUGGCUGAAAAGAUCGGAAACUUUGUCAAGGAGUACUACGACUUCUCUAUGACCGUUGUCGCCUACCUCGAGAUUGCUCUGUGGGUUCGAGUGUUGCUUUCAGCCAUCCUUUUCCAGCGUAGGUCGUGGAUUCUGCUUGGCCUGUAUACCGUCUUCAUCCGAGCUCGCUACGCCCAGAGCAGCCACGUCCAGUCAGCCUUUGCCCACGUCAACGCCCGGGCCGAUCACUUUGUCGGAGCCCAGGGAACCCCGCCUCAGCUCAAGCAAGCCUGGGACGUUGUCAAGGGCAUUACUAUCAAGUUCCACGAUGUCACCGACGUCAGCAAGUACGUUGGCGCCGGCCCUGCCAAGAAGACGUCAUAA
Messenger RNA from Trichoderma aggressivum f. europaeum, 846 nucleotides. RefSeq lists its product as uncharacterized. The record is from RefSeq and is a predicted model, not a curated record. The coding region runs from base 1 to 846 and encodes 281 amino acids. Gene Ontology annotation, biological process: endoplasmic reticulum tubular network organization; membrane organization. The transcript is spliced from 4 exons. Lineage: Eukaryota; Fungi; Ascomycota; Sordariomycetes; Hypocreales; Hypocreaceae. Gene Ontology annotation, cellular component: endoplasmic reticulum; membrane.